Molecule: messenger RNA, 1070 nt
Organism: Hydractinia symbiolongicarpus
Lineage: Eukaryota; Metazoa; Cnidaria; Hydrozoa; Anthoathecata; Hydractiniidae
Product: adrenocorticotropic hormone receptor-like
Exons: 1
Coding region: 97-993 (298 amino acids)
Biological process (GO): G protein-coupled receptor signaling pathway
Cellular component (GO): membrane
Molecular function (GO): G protein-coupled receptor activity
Source: RefSeq, a predicted model, not a curated record
AAUAGAGGAUAGAGAGGCAAAGAAAGAAGACAGGGAGGGAAAUAGAAGACUUGAAAAGGAAAGGAAAAGGUUUAUAUAUUACAGAAACACGUCAUUAUGAUAUGCGUUCCAAAUUUGAAUUUAUUAACACCGCCUGUCACCAAUCUAUUUGGAAUUAUAUUUUGUGUUGUUUCCAUAGUAACUGUCACUGCUAACUUAAUUGUAUUGAUUAUAUUAAAAGCAUGUCUGGAAAAAAACAAAAGCAAUAAAAUAUUAACAUCAUUAGUUGUGGCUGAUAUUUUAACUGGUGUAUUUGUGGCACCUCUUUUUUCAUGGCAAUUACAAGAUGAGAAGGCGAGGUAUGAUUGUGAGAUUGAUAUCAUACGCUCUAACUUAACGUUUGUUCUAAUUGGCUGUUCGUACUGCACGCUGGCUCUCACAGCUUAUGACAGAUAUAUGUUAUUGACAAAGCUGAGUAAUUAUUCCCUUUACAUGCCGAAAAGAAAAGUUAUUUUUCUAAUUACGCUUAGUUGGUCAUUUCCUACUGCGUUACCAUUGCUGCGAUAUGCUGGCAAAUUUCAAUGCUUGUUGAUGACAUCAGCUGUAUACAUUGGUCUGUUUCUUUCUCUCAUUGUUGGCUAUGUGCAGAUUUUGAGAAUUUUACGUGAAAAAGAAAGACAUUUAAACACGUAUAAAUGCAAUCCAGUAUUUGUUAUAUCCAGCCGUGCACAGAGUAGAAGUAAACGAAUCAAUAAACAUGUUAUUAAGUUAGCUCGAUCGAUUACAAUCCUAAUUGGGUGCCAUUUUGUCUGUGGUAUUACAGUUGUUACUUGGGCUAUUAUAUACGUCAUCAAUACUGUGACGCCAUUUAUGACGGCAUAUAACAUGCAAAUUUUAUACGUCACAGCUAUGCUAAUGUUGACAAUCAACUCCAGUUUAAAUCCCUUUAUAUAUUUUGUUAAGAUUCCGGAAUUUCGAAAAUCGUUAUAUCGCAUUUUAGGUUUACAGGGAUGAUCAGCAAAGAAGAUUUUUGAUUUCCUUGUGCAGAUGAAUGAGAUAAAGAAUAUGCGUUUUCAUAAAAAAAGCUGGUC